AUUUCCUGGUUUUCAGAAAUUGUUUCUAGUAUGUCAGCUACUGAAGUUCAGCUGGCUAACAAAAUGGUGACUUCAUUGAAGGCUAAUGUAGGUGCUGUUUUGCACCAUAGUGGUAUCUCUUACAUUAGCCCACAAAGAAGUCACAAGAGAGAACUUGUGCUGCAGAGGAGAUUGUUUUCAACAAAGAAGACACGUUCCUCACACUGCACGCUCAUGGCAGUUCCUGGUACAGAGAAAACCAACAAGAUACUGAGAACACUUCUGGAUGAAGGGCCCGUCUGUGUGACACAGUAAGUGUCACUGAACUAUGGCAGCAACACAUCCAUCCCUGUAACUGUGUGGUCAGAGAGAUCAAUAGCUAUAAAGUGGCCCAGGUGUAAUUCUCGGUCAAGUUGGAGAAUUUAUCCUCUCGGGGGCUGGGUGUUGUGUUGCACUUACCACCAUUUUACCUUCUUUUGAGAUGCAAAGUUGUAUCAACUCAAGAAGACUUGCAGAUGGCGGCUGAAUGGUCCUGCAUAUUAUUUCCCGGUCAGAAAUGCCAUACGGUCAUUUCAUUUCACACUAGAUCAUGUCACAUCCAUAAGGCCACACCAGACUGAACUAUCUAGAAGAAACUGUUGCAAAUAACAGUUCAUUUUCAUAGCCCAUUAUAUAAACUCACAGACUGAUCAGUAUGAAGUUACAAGCAGAGGGGAGAUGAUAUGUGGAAAGAAUCAAGGAAAAAGAACUGAACACAUGAGAAGAAAGAAACUGUGCAUCAUUGGCUCAAUGUGUUACAAUUGUCUCAUUAUACCUUAUUCUAAACAUAUACACAGUGAAUCUUUGAUGAGGCUUCUAGGACAGAUGAAUAUUCAAUAUUUCUUCAUCCCAUUCACAUUCGGAUUGCUGGAAGUUAUGCAGCAAAAGUGUGGUUCAGUAACAUCUGACAGCAAACUCAAAACUUACCAGAAUAUUUCCUUGCAACAAGAGAGAAAUGUAGGUUCAAGUCACAGUCCGGCAGAAAUGUUCAUAUAUCGCUAAUAGGUAUUAUAUCUAUACCUUAUACGUGUGAUAUUUAACAGUUUGCAGUAAGUGAAUAAAUUUUGAAUAAUUGAAAAUAUUAUAACAAAACAUUCUAUGCAGAGCCAAUCUCAAAAUAUUUUAAUUUCAUAUUUUUCACAGCUUUACUUUUGAAGAAAUGUAAGCAACUCAGUCAAGAAAUAUUAGCCUUGGUCUUGCUGCUCAGCUACGCAGUCAGUCGUCACUCCGGCAGCGCGCAGAGAUGUCGUGGGCACGCCCGGAGUUUAGAGGAUCGCUUAGCAGAGCAAUGGGUGUGGCGGAUCGCCGUUCGGCCGAGCCCGCUUGGUCGACGGCCCCAUCCGGCCCCCCAACUACGACGACUGGAGAUGUUGGUGUGGCAGACCGCCGUCCGGAGGAACGUGCUCCCCCGGCGGCCCCAUCUGACCCGCCGCCUAGAACGACCCGGCCACCGUCCAUGGACUACGACCUGGAUGACGAUAUCAUAGUGCACGGAGCACUCCCGGCCGACGAGAGGGCGCGAAGAAUAAAGGCCUCCGCGCAGCAACGCCCAGCGGGCGAGCGGCGCAAGAGGUCUUAUACCACCGCAGCAACCGGCGCCAAAAAGACGCCCAAGAAGAGGAGGCAGCUCGCUGUCUCUACAAACGGGGGCAGACGACGCACCCUACCUGAUGACAACGGUGCGGGUGCGACCUGGACGACAGUCACGUCGAAACGAGCGGCCAAACCCAGGACGAUCCCUUCACCGCCGCCCACAUCGACCGCAAACCGUUUUGGGGCACUUGCGGUCGAAGAGAAGACCGAGCAGCCUACACCCGAGCAGUCGGCGCCCACGACCGCUGCCCAAGCAGGCCGCUCGAACGACGAAGACGAUGAAGAAGCCGUCCCCACCACUGGACGGUCAUACCGGAGGCCGCCGCCCAUAGUCUUCGAGGUGGCAGAAGACUAUAAAGGCUUCCUGCAGCUCGAGGCAGUGGACGACUGCAGACUUCACCUUGAGAGCUGCAACAGGGAACCUGGUGCGGCUACAAGUUGCCAAUACAGAAGACUACAUCCGGGUGACUAGCAAGGCGUCGAACCAGGGCCUCCACUGGUACACUCACGCCGCCAUCCCCGAGCGACUACUGAAGAUAGUCUUUAAGGGACUACCCAUGGCAGCUCAACCGGAGCUGCUAAAAGAAGAACUGACGGAGCUAGACUUCCACGUGCGCAAUGUGACGCGCGUGAAGUCGCACGUCAGCCACAAAUAGUCUCCGUCACUUCUGGUGAUCGCCACCGAUUCACCGGAAAACAGGCGGCUCUACCAGGUGACGAGGGUGGCCAACACUAAGGUCACCGUCGAAAACCUGAAACAGAAGAGGCGCCUGGUACAAUGCUUCCGCUGCCAGGGGAUGGGGCACGUGGCUCGCCACUGCACCUUCCCCGAGAAGUGCGUGAAGUGUGCCGGGGCCCAUACCAGCCGACUGUAUCCGCUACCGAGGUCGCACGCGCCCAAGUGUGCGAACUGCAGCGGCCCACACGUGGCGAGCUACCGUGGCUGCGAAGUUUUCAAAGCCGCAAUAGCUUGCCAAAACGGGCAGCAGGCCGUGACGACUGCCGACCUCUCCCUCCGCCGUCCGCACCCAGGUGCAAAACCGGCGAGGCAGCCGGCACACGCGAGACAGACGCCGGCAGCCAAUGCUGCCAACUCCGGCCCCACUGAAGGGGGCAACAGCAGCUGGCGCACUCGCGUCAGAAAACGUGCGCGCGAGCGCACACCAGAAGACCAGCGCGCCUUCCACGCCCAAAGGAAGGCGCGCAAAGUAGACCACACAUCGACGGGAGGCGAAAGGCGUGGAAAUGCGCCAGCCGCCUCACGUCACCCUGCAGCAACCAGCCAAGGCGCCACAACUGCAGUGCUUGAAGGAGGGCUGGCUGCAGCAAUUUCAGCACUCUCUGCGGCAAUCGACAAGGUAACACUCCUUGCCGACACGCUGCAGAGAGUUGCGGAAGUCGUGAUGACCGCCGCACCGGCGGCUGCCCAGCAGCCAUUGAAAUAAGGCGCUCCCUACGCCGUCCGCGCCGGGAGCAGUGAAGACGGCCUGUCAUGGGCCCAACCAGUGUCAGCAGUGCAGACACAAAGAAGCUUGAACAUCCUGAGAAGGGCCACGAGAAGACAAGAUUAAAAAGAGAAGAACAAACAACACCAAAGAACAGAAGACUUGGAGGCAAAGUAGGGCAAGCCUACUAGGACUCCGCCAACCAGGGGUCGGGGGGCCCCUGCAGAAGCCCGGUUCGUUCGUUCGUAGCCUUGGUCUUAUGAUCAUUAGUGGCUGGACCAAUAAACUCUCUUCUCAAAAAUAAGUGCACUCCUCCACACCCCCACCCCCCAACACAAUGUGUAACAUUAUGCAAUGAUUCUGUAAUGACUUUCUCUAGGUGGGGAUGGGAGCAGUGAUUGUCCCAUUUUAUGUGUGUGUUGUUUACAAUGUAACAUAUGUAGAAAAAAUAACUUCUUUUGCAAUAAACAAUUUUAUUUUA
Schistocerca cancellata (South American locust) is the source of this 3537-nucleotide messenger RNA. RefSeq names its product translation initiation factor IF-2-like. Bases 1262 to 2083 code for a protein of 273 amino acids. The record is from RefSeq and is a predicted model, not a curated record. NCBI's taxonomy places the organism in Eukaryota, Metazoa, Arthropoda, Insecta, Orthoptera, Acrididae. The transcript has 3 exons.